AUGGAGAGCCCCGCGGCCCGCGAGCCCGGGGGCACCGAGCCCCCGCGCGCGCCCGCGCCCCCGUCCGCGCCUCCCGAGCCCCCCGCCGCGCCCCGCGCCCGCCCGCGCCUCGUCUUCCGCACGCAGCUGGCGCACGGCAGCCCCACCGGCAAAAUCGAGGGCUUCACCAACGUCCGCGAGCUCUACGCCAAGAUCGCCGAGGCCUUCGGCAUCGCGCCCACCGAGAUCCUGUUCUGCACGCUCAACAGCCACAAAGUGGACAUGCAGAAGCUGCUGGGCGGCCAGAUCGGCCUGGAGGACUUCAUCUUCGCCCACGUGCGCGGCGAGACCAAGGAGGUGGAGGUCACCAAGACGGAGGACGCGCUGGGACUGACCAUCACGGACAACGGGGCGGGCUAUGCCUUCAUCAAGAGGAUCAAGGAAGGCAGCAUCAUCAACAGGAUCCAGGCCGUGUGCGUGGGCGACAGCAUCGAGGCCAUCAACGACCACUCGAUCGUGGGCUGCCGGCACUACGAGGUGGCCCGGAUGCUGCGGGAGCUGCCCAAGUCCCAGCCCUUCACGCUGCGCCUGGUGCAGCCCAGGCGGGCGUUCGACAUGAUCGGGCAGCGGAGCCGCAGCAGCAAGGGGCCUGGGGACGCCCAGGUGGCCAGCGGCAGGGAGACCCUGCGGCUCCGCGCCGGCGGCGCCGCCACCCUGGAGCAGGCGCCCAGUGAGUUUGAAGAGGAGGCCUCUCAGAAAGUGGACGACUUGCUGGAGAGCUACAUGGGCAUCCGGGACCCAGAGCUGGCGUCCACCAUGGUGGAGACGGCCAAGACGACGGCCAGCGUCCGGGAGUUUGCGCGCUGCUUAGACUCCGUCUUGGGCGAGUUUGCUUUCCCGGACGAGUUCGUGGUGGAAGUGUGGGCCGCCAUCGGCGAGGCCAAGGAGGCCUGCGGCUAG
Molecule: messenger RNA, 939 nt
Organism: Lepus europaeus (European hare)
Lineage: Eukaryota; Metazoa; Chordata; Mammalia; Lagomorpha; Leporidae
Gene: GIPC3
Product: GIPC PDZ domain containing family member 3
Exons: 6
Coding region: 1-939 (312 amino acids)
Molecular function (GO): protein binding
Source: RefSeq, a predicted model, not a curated record